Messenger RNA from Etheostoma spectabile (orangethroat darter), 2166 nucleotides. RefSeq names its product cholesin (gene chlsn). The record is from RefSeq and is a predicted model, not a curated record. The transcript is spliced from 6 exons. Lineage: Eukaryota; Metazoa; Chordata; Actinopteri; Perciformes; Percidae. The coding region runs from base 270 to 977 and encodes 235 amino acids.
CGCCGGCUCUCGUCCACUUUACAGGCGAGGCGCAGUUCAUCUCGAACGAGCCUAAUAUAUAAAAUAUGUUUACUACGAGGGUCUUUGAAGCGGUCUCACCCAUUAACCAAUCACAAAACAAAGGGAGAUAUCCGUCCAAUCACGCUUUAUCUUUCCGACAUCACUUCCGGUUUAGGUCCAUGCGCUAGCUCUACCUUUCUGAUACAGUCUUUGGUCUCUGCUUACUCGAACUAUACACGUUUUGUUGCAGUUUAAGAGUAUAUUAUCCCAUGGCCAAAGACAAAUCUUUGACAAUCCCGCCUAAAAGGAAGAAGUUGAGUUCAAAUGUCAGCGAGGAAGAAGUGAUGGACACUAAAACAAAAAAGAAAAGGAAAAAGAUGAAAGUAGAGGAGGCUCCAGUACAGAUUCCUCAUGUGACAAUCACAGCAGAUGAUAAAAAACAGAAAAACAAAAACAAAAAGAAACAAAUGACAGAGCAAGCACAGAAGACAAAGCAAAGUGAGAUUUCCAAUCCACGCCAUCGCCCCGAGGGGACACACGAGCUGGAGGGAGAGGAGGACUUAAGUCCCGAAGAGAAGCGUGUCCUGGAGAGGAAGAUGAAGAAGAUCCUGAAAAAGGAAGAGAAGAAGAGGCUUAAAGCUGAGGGAGAGACCUUACCAAAACCUGAGGCAUCUGAACCCAUUGCACCUCAGCAGGCCUUAGAUUACCUCACCUGCUGGGCAGAGAACCGUGCGGAGUGGAAGUUCCAGAAGACCAGGCAGACAUGGUUACUGCAGCACAUGUUUGACCCCCAACAGAUUCCAGAGGGGAAGUUCUCCGUGCUGCUUCAGUACCUGGAGGGGCUCCGUGGAGGAGCCAGAGACAUCACAGUGCAGAAGGCCUUAGUGCAGGUCGAGGAGUCAGGACAAGCACCAGAGGACACAGAUGUCCAGCAGAGGGCGCACAGAGCCAGAGAAGUUAUCCAGCUGCUCUCCUGAAGCCACCACCAUCAAUCAAAAUGAAGCAGGAAAAAGACUGAAACAUGUUUGUUGGUCAGUGGACUGAAUCACCGCUGUGGUCUCAAGCUAGGUUCAAAAUGUGUUGUUUUUUGGACUGGUCCUUAAGGGGUAAGGAUGGGUUUUGAUUAAAUUGCCAGUCUUGCUUACAUUUUUUUAAUAUUUAAAUUUGUCUAGGUUACUUUUAAAAAAAAUUCUCGAGAUUGCUUGUGUGCAUCAUUGUCUGGUAGUAAGGAGUUACCAGAAUCAUUUUCUAAAGUAUGAAAUCUUACAAGUUCAUUUUACACGGUAGCUACUUUUACCAGCUCCAAAUGUAAAUAGUCCAGUUUAGCCAUUAUGGGCAGACAAGGAGAGAUGAAGAUGCAACAGAAUGCUGAGGACUGCUGGAGUUAAAGUGUCAGGAAUGUUUGUAGUCAAGACGUGUUUGUGCGUGUCAAAGCCCCAUAAUCUGUGAAGUCACUUUUCUCAUCCAUUCAAGGUAUAAGCGUGAUUCAGUUUUAGUUCUCCUCUUCUUUCCAGCCCAGAGGUUCACGAUUCAUACAUUUGUGGGAUUAAUGUAGACCUAUUCUUAAACUAAAUCUGUCUAAUCACGUGAGGGUGUUGUUGUUCAUAAUAUUCAUAUAGCCAAGCUUUGUAGUACCUAAAAUUCACAUCUUGUCCAUGCCCACAGCAGAUAUACAGUAAGUACUGUUUAGGAGCAGCUGCCAGUUGUGGCUGCUUGAUCUGACAGAAUGUAGGCCUUCUGCACCAUAAAGAUACGUUUUGACUCUUAUUUCAGGUUAUACACUUUUCAGGGGAAACAACUGAGUCUCUAUAUGUAAGUUAAGGCUGGUGGCGUCACUUCCUGGAUUUAUAAAAAUACCAAGUACACACUAUUCCAGUGACAUAAAUACUACCACAAGCCUAUCUGGUGGUCUGAUUCACAUAAACACCAGUUAUCUCAUAAAAUGCUUUAUGUCCUGUCCAUUAGAAAAUAAAUCCUGUCAUAGAUGUUUUUUCAUAGUGUCUCCCACCUGGUGAAAGGUAUGUAUUUUUUCAGUGCGCCAAUUAAAUACACUACAAAUAUUCACCUGUAAAAGUGUUAAGGAACUUUACAAUUGUAAGAAGUGUUAACCUGCUCAAGACUUAAAUGUUUAAACAAACACAUUCAACUUUUCCCCCUCUCGAAACU